Molecule: messenger RNA, 219 nt
Organism: Sungouiella intermedia
Lineage: Eukaryota; Fungi; Ascomycota; Pichiomycetes; Serinales; Metschnikowiaceae
Source: the annotation of a GenBank genome assembly
AUGCUACAUAUUAAAUGGCCAGUUGUGAAUGAUGAAAAGGAUUCAUUUCAGCAUGACCUAAAUAUCGGCAUGGCAAACAUGAUGCUGACCAUUGCUACUGAUAUUGUGGAGAACUCUACCAUUAUGCCCCGCUCAUUCACUUCCAGGUGGUGUUGGCCGCCAUUAACCGCUGGUAGCCGACUAGUAUACUUGCGGGAAAGUGACCAAGAUUUGAAUUAG